AUGUCGUCAUCGCCCGUCCAGACUGCCACCCCCGUCUCCGGUGAAAAGCGCAAGAGAGGCCGCCCACGGAAGUACCCCGAGGGCCAAGGGCCCCAGCCGACCCCCGGCCCCAAGAGAGGUCGCGGUCGUCCCCGCAAGGAUCCCAAUGCUCCCGACACUCCCUCCAAGCCCAACACCCCCCGCGAUGGGAAGCGACCGGUAGGACGACCGAGGAAAAGCGUGAACGGGGCCGAUGUGGCGCGCCUGUCCAAGUCGGAGUCUGCGGACGCCAAGGCCGACGAGCCCAGCUGCUCAUACUGGCUCUUGAAGGCCGAGCCCGAGUCUCGCAUGGAGAAGGGCGUCGAUGUCAAAUUUUCCAUCGAUGAUCUGCAGGCCCGCACCAAGCCGGAGCCGUGGGAUGGUACAGCACGAAACCACAUCCGUGAAAUGAAGAAGGGCGACCUGGCCUUCUUUUACCACUCCAACUGUCGAACCCCCGGGAUUGUGGGUGUGAUGGAGAUUGUGCAGGAGCACUCGCCGGACGAAUCUGCCUUUGACCCCAAGCAUCCGUACUACGACGAGAAAUCGAACCGCGACGAGCCCAAAUGGUCCGUGGUCCACGUCGAGUUCCGCCGCAAGUUCGACAACCUGAUCUCCCUGACUGACCUCAAAGGUCACUCCGCCCCAGGUGGGCCGCUGGAGAACCUCCAGGUGCUGAAGCAAUCCCGAUUGAGCGUGUCCCCCGUGUCAGCCAAGGAAUGGAACUUCAUCCACAAACUGGUCGAGGAAGCUUCCGGGUCCACCGACGGCGCAGGCAGCGCGGAGGAAUCCAGUGAGUAA
This is a messenger RNA of Aspergillus candidus, 819 nucleotides long. Its product is annotated as EVE domain-containing protein. Bases 1 to 819 code for a protein of 272 amino acids. Gene Ontology annotation, cellular component: chromatin; nucleus. Lineage: Eukaryota; Fungi; Ascomycota; Eurotiomycetes; Eurotiales; Aspergillaceae. The transcript has 4 exons. Gene Ontology annotation, biological process: regulation of DNA-templated transcription. Gene Ontology annotation, molecular function: DNA binding. The record is from RefSeq and is a predicted model, not a curated record.